Messenger RNA from Vicia villosa (hairy vetch), 579 nucleotides. RefSeq lists its product as uncharacterized. The record is from RefSeq and is a predicted model, not a curated record. The transcript has a single exon. Bases 1 to 579 code for a protein of 192 amino acids. Lineage: Eukaryota; Viridiplantae; Streptophyta; Magnoliopsida; Fabales; Fabaceae.
AUGUGGUGGAAUAAUAAUGUAUUCGGGCAUGUGGAGCUGAAGGAUGAAGAUACAGUCAAAGAGUUGAACAGAUUGGAUAAUAAUUCAACAAUUCCAGAUUCCGGUUUUCUGGGGAUGAUGCAUGUGGAUAGGGAGGCAGCAGUGAAGAAAGUGUGGGACAGUAUCCACUACAAAAAAAGCAUACAAAGGCAAAAAGCGAGGAUAAGAUGGAUAAAGGAUGGAGAUUUAAAUACUAGGUUUUUUCAUAAUGUAAUAAAAGUUAGGGAGAGAAGGAACUACAUAGCAUCAGCUUUAAGUCAAGGUGGUAUAACGCUUGAAGGGAUGGAGGAAAUUAAGUUGGAAGUCAAAAGUUUCUCUGAGGCCAAAUUCCAGGAACAAGUCAUACAAAGACCGGUGCUAGAUGAGGUGGAGUUCAAGAUUCUCAAUAUUGAAGAUAGAGAUAGGUUGGAAGCUAAUUUUACGAUUGAGGAAAUCAAAGAUGUGAUAUGGAAUUGCGAUGGGAAAGGUGCCCAAGACCAGACGGAUAUAAUUUUUCUUUCAUUAAAAGGAGUUGGGACAUUGUUGGGGGAGACAUCGUGA